AUGUUCAGAGAUUCAACAUUUAUUGAAUCCAAAUUCCAGUUGGAAAUUCAAAUCAAUGAAGUGGCGGAGAGCAAAGCCGAAACGGAGAGGAUUGAACGAAAAUUGGAAGCGGAAAAAGAACGACAUAAAACGAUGGUUUUGUUCCUGAUCAAUGAACGGAAACAGAUGUUGUUGAAGAUGCAUGAGUUACGGGUUAAAUCUGAAUCACAUGCGUUCCGAUUUGGUUUUGUUGCAACUGCUGUUGUAUAUGAUCUCGGUGAACUUGAUAAGCAGCAGUUAGAUUGA
Molecule: messenger RNA, 285 nt
Organism: Strongylus vulgaris
Lineage: Eukaryota; Metazoa; Nematoda; Chromadorea; Rhabditida; Strongylidae
Source: the annotation of a GenBank genome assembly